Molecule: messenger RNA, 1653 nt
Organism: Talaromyces rugulosus
Lineage: Eukaryota; Fungi; Ascomycota; Eurotiomycetes; Eurotiales; Trichocomaceae
Exons: 5
Coding region: 1-1653 (550 amino acids)
Biological process (GO): carbohydrate transport; transmembrane transport
Cellular component (GO): membrane
Molecular function (GO): carbohydrate:proton symporter activity
Source: RefSeq, a predicted model, not a curated record
AUGUCUGAAGACAAAACGGAGGAUCUUGGAAAGCCGAUUUCUUCCUGUCACGAUGAAAACGCGAAUACUAGUCAGGGUACUUUCAGGACCAUUGAAAUCGACUACAAUGACAAUGGUGCUUUUGGAACUUCUCAUUCUCCCUUUGUCUUUGCCGCUGCGUUGCUGGCAUCAUUCGGCGGGUUCUCAUUCGGCUAUGACCAGGGAGUUAUCUCACUUAUCCUAGUUAUGCCUCAGUUUGUGGACCAGUUUCCAGAAACCGGUUCCCACUCACCUCAUCACGGAUUCCACGUUGGCCUAAUGACUGGAAUGCUGGAACUUGGGGCAUUCAUUGGAUGUCUUUUCUUUCCAUAUAUCGCCGACAGGAUAUCACGCAAGGGUGCUAUUUCUGUUGCCACAGGUUUCUUUUGCGUCGGUGCUGUCAUCCAGACUGUAGCUAUUAACUAUAAUACUCUUGUUGCAGGCCGAUUCAUUUGUGGAAUGGGGAUGGGUGCAUUGGCAAUGGGAGCACCCCUAUACAUAUCCGAAAUUGCACCUCCCAACUUACGAGGUUCGUUGCUUGUCCUGGAAGCGAUAAGUAUUGUUAUCGGGGCUACAAUAGCGUACUGGAUUACGUAUGGAACCAGAUAUAUUGACAGCAGCUGGUCAUUCAGGGGGCCUUUCCUUAUUCAAAUUUUCCCAGCCCUCGUUGUCGGCGGCGGCAUUCAUUUUUUCCCGUUCUCUCCUCGAUGGUUGGCGAUGGUUGGGCGAGACAAGGAAGGUUUGCACUCUUUGGCCACACUACGGAGACGAGGAACGUCGGAUGAAACCGUACAGUUGGAGUGGAAGGGUAUUUUGACUGAAGUGCGCUUCCAGAACGAGUUACUUGCCCUCCAGUAUAGCGACCCUCGCUCGUUUGUCUCAGAAUUGAAGCAAUGGGCCGACCUUUUCCGCCCUAGAUAUUUCAAGAGAACCCUGGUAGCUAUCGGUAUUCCUUUUUUCCAACAGUUUUCAGGAAUCAACGCCUUCGUGUACUACGCACCAACGUUUUUUGCCAGUCUCGGACAGAGUUACAACAAUUCCUUGAUCCUGUCUGGUUUGAUCAACGUCUGUCAAUUUGUCGCCGGAAUUCCAACGUUUUUAUUUCUUGACCAUGUUGGAAGACGGAAACUAGCAAUUUUUGGUGCCAUUGCUAUGGGUAUACCUCAUUUUAUAAUGGCAGGUAUCUACAGUGCCUUUAGCACGGAUUGGCCGGCUCACAAGGUCGGUGGAUGGGUUGGAGUUGCUCUAAUCUAUGUAUACGUCCUUUGCUACGCAUGCUCCUACGGUCCACUCGCUUGGACUCUUCCAGCCGAGAUAUUCCCAAGCUCUAGGCGAUCCAAAGGCGUCGGUAUCGCCACCGCUACGAUAUGGUUGUCUAAUUUUAUUAUUGGUGUCGUCGUGCCACAGAUGCUAAUAUCGCUCGGCUGGGGGACGUUCCUAUUUUUCGGGUUCUUCUGUUUAACCGCCGCGGUGUUUUCGUUUCUCUUCGUGCCAGAAACUUCAAGGAAGUCCUUGGAAGAAAUUGCCGCAACUUUUGGUGACAACCUCGAAGAUAACGAAGCGGAGAUUCGCCGCCGAGUGGAGCGAGAAGUUUGGGCCGAGGCACAAUUAGGUAAUGAAGAUACAAGUGUCUGA